AUGCAAGUUUUAACGUCAUUCUCAACAUUCAAGGUAGGUCGACUGUUUUAAAAUGUUCUUGAAUGAGGGUAAAGGUUUAGAAAUACGCCUUUGAUGGCCAUCAGAGUUUCAAAACGUCGACCAACACGAAAGCGGUGUUCGUGUCUCAUAUGGAUGGAGUGGAACAAACACCAUAUCCGGCCAAGGAUAACGUUCUGUUUUUCUUAUCUUUUUUUUAAGAGAGAGGCUCUUCUGAUUUUUAUCGGAACUUGGAUAGCGGUGAUUAAAGCUGAAGGUAAGUUUAAAUUUUGAUAAUUGAAGCAAAACGUUUUGAUAUUACUUUUAAGGGAAAGACAUUUGUCAGAAACAUAAGUUGAGAUUUUUUAUUUUUGUGCCUCAGUUACCUCGUUAUUUACUUUUUUACAUAUUUCAUGUCAGCUUUGUUCUGCAGGUGUCAUGAAAACAUCUCAAACGUUUUCACUCUUGACGACGUCCCGGUGAUCAAGCUCGAAAGUAAAAAAAAAAUACCUCACGGAUUCAGUUUCGUAAAACCAAACUAUGGUACAUGAUUCAGCUAACCAUGAAAAUGAAGAGGUUUUCGAUUGAGAGUCGUAAAACCAAAACGAUAAACUACAAACUGCCUAAAGCGCGGGAAAACGCUGGCGACAACGUUUUAAUUUUGUUUCUGAUUGGUUGAUAGAGUGGCGCGAGUUUUCUGGACCAAUCACAGUGCAAAGUAAAGCAGAAACAAAGCAAUCCCGGAUUGAUUUUGACACUCAAUUGAAAAUUUCCCUAUCAGGAGGAGCCAAUUAGAACUCAAAUGUAAAAAUAAGCGCCACGUCUGAAGCGCGGGAAAAUGCGAAUUACAAAGGCUCGGCUGGUUUUGGUUCUGCAUCUUAUUGAUUAGGAGAGUGGUAUAAGUCUUUUAUACCAAUAACAAAGCGAAAUUGAACAAAACCAAUAUAAUUCUGUAAAACUUUCCACCCUCAACUGAAAAUUGAUUCAAAAGAAGAAACACUUAUUUAGUAUUAAAUAGUUAGGUAUAGCCAAAACAUUACUUCUUUAAAUAUCACAGCAUGGCAGGCGAGCCAUCAAACCAAAAGACGUUACAAAUUUUUGUUUUAAAUAUUUUGGUGAAAACGAGGUUUGGAGGUGGAUUUUCAGUAGAUAUCGUCAUAUUGCCUAAGAGCUACCGAUUAUAAGUAAAACUAUUUAAUGAAAAAACUAAACUUUCCUGCAUGACAAUAGAGCAACAACCUAAUCAUUGGAAGAUGCUUGCAUAAGGACUAAUUCGACCUAUGAUUUGAAGAAGCUAGUUUUUAUUUCAGACCAAGUCCUCACACUUACAAUUUACAAUCGAGUGGUGAGCGCAUUGCCAAAUUUUGCUUCAUUUCAUCUCUGAUAGACCAAAACGACAUCCUAAAACAUCAUUUUUUUUUUAGCACAAAAUACAAGAGUAAAUCAGCUAGCUUAGACUCAAGAAGGACAUUCUUAUCAUGCACAAGCGCUGAAUUGAUUUUCAACCGUCGAAUUGGAAAAAAAUCGUCAACCUUGAAAGCUACUCCCCCAUUGAAAUGCUCCAGAUUAACUCAGACAUAUUGAACUACUUUUUCAACAGAGCCUUCUAUCCCAGCAGAAUGCACCACUUACAACACAUUCAAUGAUUCAAGCCGAUACUGGGGCACAAGGGGAGACAGCAAAUGCGAUAAUCAUCUGGUCAGCGGCCACUGGUACGGCUUCAUGGGGGCUGCUGGCGUGAUGAUGGCUACUUAUUGUAUUCCAAAACAAAGUUGCGACGCUUACAUGUCCGGCUGGAUCAGUGGCCAUCAUCCCAAUAAAGCUUAUGAGAAGGUCUCAGGAUCGGCCUGCAUGCACUAUCUCUCAAAUUGCUGUUAUUAUUCUCUCUACAUUGAAAUACGUAACUGCAGUGGAUAUUACGUUUAUGCACUACCGCCCACUAUUGACCACUGUAAUGCACGGUACUGCGGCGUCAACGGUACGUGA
Messenger RNA from Pocillopora meandrina, 1983 nucleotides. Lineage: Eukaryota; Metazoa; Cnidaria; Anthozoa; Scleractinia; Pocilloporidae. The record is from the annotation of a GenBank genome assembly.